AUGUCGUCUCUGGCUGCGGUUCGGGCGGACGGGUACUACCGGCCUCCGGACGGCGAGGUGUCUGUACACCGGAGGCGGCGGGGCGAGCAGCAGCAGCAGCAGCAGCAGCAAAUAAUUCGAUUUGAACUGCCAUUUAAAGUAUUUUGUUUGUCUUGUGCUGCAGUGCUAGACAGGGGAGUUCGCUUUAACGCAAAGAAGCAGCAAAUUGGCUUUUAUCUUUCUUCUCCUGUCUACUCUUUUUGCUUCCGCUGCCCCUGCUGCAGCAGCAGCUGCUGCAUCACCACAGACCCGAAGAGCAGCAGCUACAUCUGCAGCAGCGGCUUGCGGCAGAAGCAAGAAGACGUGCCCGAUGCUGCAGCAGGCAACCCGCUGCUGCUGCUGCAGCAGCAGCAGCAGACCCUGCAGGCCAACCCCCUGCUGCAGAAGGAGCACCAGUUUCUCCUCCGCAGGCAAAGGGGGCUGCUGCUGCAGCAGCAGGAGCAGCAGCAGCUUGCUGCUCAGGAGACGCCGCAGCAGCAGCAGCAGCGCGAAGAAAUCUGCAGCGCCAGGGAAGCCACUGCGCAGCUGCUGCAGCAGCAGCAGCAGCAGGCAGACGACUACGCAGCAAACCGACGCAUGCGGCAGCAGCUGCGCGAGCGCAAGACAGCAGCAGCAGCAGCAGCAACAGCAGCAGCAGCAGCAGCAGAAACAGACUCCGGAGAAGAUGCUGAAGAACUCAGCGGAAUUAAAUUCAAAAAAAGAAAAACCAGAAUUGAUAAGUUGGCGCAGCAGCUAGCGAAGCGCCACGCCUCCAUAUUCCCGUGCAGCAGCCGCAGCAGCCGCAGCAGCUGCAGCAGCAGCAGCAGCAGCAGCAGCAGAGCCUUCUCCCUAGUUUGCAAAUCCGACGCCGUCGCAGCGCGCCUCGCGCAGGCCCUGCAUGCAGCCCCAAAGGGCAGCAGCAGCAGCAGGAACAAAAGCAAGAGCAGCAGCAGCAGCAGCAGCAGCAGCAGCAGCAGCAGCAGCAGCAAGAGCAGCUUUAGACGGCUGUGCAGCAGCAACGCGGCAGUCGUGGUGGAGGUGUGCAGCAUUGCCUGGGGCCUUCUCUCGAAAUCAUCAUCUGCUGCUGCUGCUGCUCCAGCUGCAACAACAGCAGCAACAGCAGCAAGAGCAACAGCAGCAACAGCAGCAGCAGCAGAAGGGUCUUCCGCGUGGUUUUCUCUUCCCUUCGUCUGUGCAGAAGCGCUGCUGCUGCCGAAGGCUCUGCUGGAGCUGCUAGGCAACGCUGCUGCUGCAGCACGAUCCCCUGCUGCUGCUGCUGCCAGUGAGCAGCAGAAGCAGCAGCAGCAGCAGCAGCUUCUACAGCUGCAGCAAAUUUGGCAAUCUGUGGGGAGGCUGCGGCUUCUGGAGCUGACCUUGUGCUCUGCAUCUGUUGAAUCUUCUUUUGCGCUUCUUCAUCUUCUCUUCGGCUGUAGCGACGAGACUGCCAAGGGCCUCCUUGAAGAGCAGCUUCUUGAGCUGCAAGCAGCUCUCUUCUUCAUCGCAAUGCAGGCUGCAGCAGAGCCCCACACCUUGGGGGCCCCCGACUCAGGGGCCCCCAAUGGGGGCCCCCAGGGGGACCCCCAGGGGGGCCCCCAGGGGGCCCCCCGAGAGGAAGCAGGGGAAUGGGUUUCUUUGUUUUGCUGCUCAUUGUUGACUCGUUUGCAUUGUGCCCCUUUUAUCCGUCUUCUGAAUUACACUAUGAAGGAGAUGACGGUGGAUGUGCUGGAGCUGUUUGCGCUUGCGCUGGUGAACCCCUCUGAAGCCAAGGGGCAGCGCAGCAGCAGCUGCUGCGCCUUCCUGCUGCAGCAGCUCCAGCAAAAGUUUGCUGCUGCUGCUAAGGGCAAUCUUCCCCUGUAUCUCUUAAGCGUUGCAGAAGCAGUUCUCAAAGAGGAAUACAACGGGACAAACAAGCCCAGCAGAACUUUUCAGGAGGUGGGAACCUCCAGCCUUAUGCUGCAGUUCCUGCGGCAGCAGCUCGAAGCCGCUCUGCGGGGAGUGCAGCAGCUGCAGCAGGCCCAACGCACAUAUUUCUCUGCAGCAGCAGCAGCAACAGCAGGACCAGCAGCAGCUCCAGCAGCAGCAGCAGAGGCAACAGCUGCUGCAUCAGCAACAACGGAUCAGUUUGCCUUUUUAAAGUUCAUCUGCGCCAUCGCGCAGCACAACAAAGAAGAAGCAGCUGCAGCACUACAGCCGCAGCAGCAGCAACAACAACAGCAGCAACAAGAGAACGAACAGCAGCAGCAGCAUUUUGACUUGCUGCACUUCUCUCUGCCUGACCCCAUGCCUCCUCCCUUGGCUCAAUUCCUAAGUAAAGACUCCGAAGCAGUAGCGCCUUCCAGCAGCAGCAGCAGCAGCAGCAGCAGCAGCGACGACAGCAACAGCUGCUGGACCAGCAGCACUCGCAGGAUUUGCGGGUCUCCGGGUUUGCCAAAAUGGCUGACAGUAAAUGAGGCUGUGAAGCGUUUGUGCUUCCUCACAUCCCACGUGGCAGAGGCAGUGCAGCAGUGCGCAGCAGCAGCAGCAGCAGCAACAGCAGCAGCAGCAAGGGGGACGGAGGCCCCAGAGUCAGACGCAGAGUUUAAGGAGCAGCAGAAGCUGCUGGGGCUGACGCUGCUGCAGCUGCUGCGUCUCUACCAGCAGCAGCAAGUGCUUGCAGUGAUGGCGGCGAAGAAGAGGCAGCAGGAACAGCAAGAAGAGCAGCAGCAGCAGCAGCAGCAGCAACUGCCUGAGGGGGCCCCCGAGCCCCAGCCUGGAGACGAGGAGGUUUGGCUGCUACUGCGCUGGAGUGUACAUACAGCGCCGCUGCUGCGAGCCUUAGCAAAUCUUGCUGCUGCCUCUCCUGCCACAAAAGAAGCUGUUCUUAAGGAAAACGGGGUGCCGGUUCUUCUGACUUUCAAGGGCAUCGACGAAACUUCUCCUUUUUCUCGAGAGGCAGCAACAUUUGUGAGGGUUUAG
Eimeria tenella is the source of this 2973-nucleotide messenger RNA. RefSeq lists its product as uncharacterized. Bases 1 to 2973 code for a protein of 990 amino acids. The transcript is spliced from 7 exons. NCBI's taxonomy places the organism in Eukaryota, Apicomplexa, Conoidasida, Eucoccidiorida, Eimeriidae. The record is from RefSeq and is a predicted model, not a curated record. Gene Ontology annotation, biological process: mRNA splicing, via spliceosome.